AUGGCCUCAUCCGAUCUAGAUACUCUCGUCGAUAUGGGCUUUGAUCGCGAGCGUGCCGAGCUCGCCGUCAAAGUCUCUGGAGGCCUUCAGUCCGCCAUCGACUGGCUCGAGACCAACCAGGACAAGUCCAUUGACGAGAUCAAGCAAGCGCAAGCCAGCUCUGCUGCCGGAGCUUCAGACGAACCCCCAGCCCUCCAGCCCGGAGAAGAAGCAAAAUCACUCGUGUGCGAUGAGUGCGGCAAAAAGUUCCGAUCAGUCAACCAAGCUCAAUUCCACGGCGAAAAGACAGGCCACGAGCAGUUCAGCGAGUCGACCGAAGAAAUCGCACCCCUCACAGAAGAAGAAAAGAAGCAGCGGCUACAGGAGCUACGGGAGAAGUUGGCGGCGAAGCGCGCAAAGAUGUCAGAGCAGGACAAGGAGGACCAGAAGAGAAACGAGCAGAUUCGCAUGAAGGCCACAAAGGAGUCGCAGGAUAUCAGGGAGGAGUUACAAAAGAAGGAGCGUCUGAAGGAGGCUGCUGCUAAGCGUGCAGAGAAGAAGGCAGACGAGGAGGCAAGGAAGCGCGUGCUGGCAAAACUCGAGGCAGACAAACAGGAACGUAAGCGCAAGGCCGAGGAGGAAAAGGCAAAGCGUGCCGGUCAGGCUCCCCCUGCUCCAGCCGCACAAGCUCCUCUCGCGACAUCUUCUGGUCCUUCGACAAGCAAGCCUGCAAGCGCAUACACUGAGGCUCGGUUGGCGCUCCAGACACCCAGCGGAAGGGUCAUGAAGACGUUCCCGGUAGAGACGACGCUCUUCGAGGUAGCACACGCGCUGGAACAGGAUGGCCUGAGUGUCAAUACGUUUACCACCAACUUCCCCAAGAAGACGUAUGACAAGACUGACUUUGGCAUGACGCUCAAGGAGGCUGGCAUGAUACCGAGCGCGGCCUUGAUUGUCGGAUAA
This is a messenger RNA of Bipolaris zeicola 26-R-13, 942 nucleotides long. RefSeq lists its product as uncharacterized. The coding region runs from base 1 to 942 and encodes 313 amino acids. Gene Ontology annotation, molecular function: protein binding. The transcript has a single exon. NCBI's taxonomy places the organism in Eukaryota, Fungi, Ascomycota, Dothideomycetes, Pleosporales, Pleosporaceae. The record is from RefSeq and is a predicted model, not a curated record.